Gossypium raimondii (Peruvian cotton) is the source of this 1441-nucleotide messenger RNA. RefSeq names its product AP2/ERF and B3 domain-containing transcription repressor RAV2. Gene Ontology annotation, molecular function: DNA binding; DNA-binding transcription factor activity. Lineage: Eukaryota; Viridiplantae; Streptophyta; Magnoliopsida; Malvales; Malvaceae. Gene Ontology annotation, biological process: regulation of DNA-templated transcription. Bases 191 to 1228 code for a protein of 345 amino acids. The transcript has a single exon. The record is from RefSeq and is a predicted model, not a curated record.
UUCUCUUCCUUUAUGAAUCUUCCUACCCAUAUCUCAUUCAACACAUAUAUAUAUAAUAUAUGCAAGUCGUCACCAAUCUAACCUUCAAACAAUCCCAACGCACACCUCUAUUUUCUUAGUCACAAAACACACAAACACAAACUACAAGUUAGCACAACAACAAGACCUUACAAUCCAAAAGAGAACAAAAAUGGAUGGAAGCAGCUGCAUAGACGAUAGCACUACUAGUGAUUCCAUGAACGUAUCACCUUUGUCUCCGCUUUGCCGGGUUGGAAGUGGAAACAGCGGUGUGAUUUUGGAUACCGAAGCAGAAUCGAGGAAGCUCCCUUCUUCCAAGUACAAAGGCGUCGUUCCUCAACCCAACGGCCGAUGGGGUGCUCAGAUAUACGAGAAACACCAGCGUGUCUGGCUUGGAACUUUCAAUGAAGAAGACGAGGCUGCUAAAGCCUAUGACAUAGCGGCUCGAAGGUUUCGGGGUCGUGAUGCCGUGACCAACUUCAAACAGGCUGAAAAAACCGAGGGAGAUGACAUGGAAAUGGCCUUCUUGGAGUCACGUUCCAAGGCUGAAAUCGUUGACAUGUUGCGUAAGCAUACCUACAAUGACGAACUGGAGCAGAGUCGGAGGAGCUAUGGCUUGGAUGGGAAUGGGAAACGUGUGGUCAAAUACAACGCCGGAUUUGGUCCUUUUUCGUUUGGCCUUGGGCUGAAACCGCGUGAACAGCUUUUCGAAAAAGCUGUGACCCCAAGCGAUGUGGGAAAGUUGAACCGACUCGUAAUCCCUAAGCAGCAUGCGGAGAAACACUUCCCUUUGCAAACUGGAACUGCUUUUUCCAAAGAAGUUCUGUUAAACUUCGAAGAUGUGAGAGGAAAAGUUUGGAGGUUUAGGUAUUCAUAUUGGAACAGUAGCCAAAGUUAUGUCCUAACAAAAGGGUGGAGCCGCUUUGUUAAGGAGAAGAACCUUAACGCCGGUGACAUUGUUAGCUUUCAGAGAUCGACAGGUCCGGAGAAGCAGCUUUACAUUGACUGCAAGGCAAGAACCGGAUCCGUUUCGGGUUCGGCGAACCCCGCCGUACCGGUUCCAUUUGUCAGGCUAUUUGGGGUCAACAUAUUUAAUAUAUCUGGCGGUGGAGGUGAUAGUGUUGGUGGGUGUAAUGGGAAAAGAACAAGAGAAAUGGAGCUGUUGGAAUUAGAAUUCAGCAAGAAACAAAGAGUGAUUGAUGCUUUGUAACAUUACCUAAUUUUCCUUUUUUCUUAUGUUUAAUUUUGUUAAUGCUAAAGAGGGUUAGGAAAGGAAAGAAUAGUGGGUGUUGUUGCAACUUGCAAGUUGUAAAAGUUGAAUUGUAUAUUUCAAGACAGAAAGCAGAAAUUAGGUGUAAUACUUUAAAUCAGUUUUGUCUUGCUUUGAAACUCUUUUACUUCGAAUAUAUGAUCUUAAAACUCA